Paramecium tetraurelia is the source of this 945-nucleotide messenger RNA. RefSeq lists its product as uncharacterized. The transcript has 5 exons. The record is from RefSeq and is a predicted model, not a curated record. Lineage: Eukaryota; Ciliophora; Oligohymenophorea; Peniculida; Parameciidae.
AUGAUUGCUAGUAAUGAAUUAGUGUUGGGAGAUUAGUAAACUUAAAUUAUGAUGUAGACCUAAAUAAAUCAAGUGUCCUUUUUGCUCAAAUUCAACAGUUUCAACAGUUACUUUUAAGAAUGGCUAUAUAAGCUAUAUUACGUGUUUUUUAGUUUUGCUGAUUUUUGGACUUAUGCCAAGUCUGUUACUAAUACCAGUAAUUAUGAUAAUCACAAGAACCUUAAUUCAUAACCUAGAUGUUCUGCAUGCAAUGAAGAAAUUGGUGGAGAUGGAAAAGUGUUUCAUGUGCUAGGUGUGAAGGAUUCAAUGAUGUCAUUCAAAAUUGGAGAGUUCGGAGUUAUUUUGACUAAAAGAAUAGUUAUUGGCACUUUGUUAUUAAUCUUAACAUUAGGAGUUUUGUGGUAUAGAAUAAUUGAAAUGCCAACUUAAUAAUGGAUGGAUUAUCAUCAACAUUACAAUCCAAAUAUCACUAUUUCUGACACUUGGACUGAUUAUUUAGAGAAAUGCUCAAAAGAGAAAAUAUUUCAAAAUCUCUAAAAUUAAUAAAUUUGUUAUUAAAAAUACAUCGACAGAACAAUAGUAGAUUGGAAAGGAUAUGCAAUAAGAGUAGAGGAUAACCAAUAAUCUUUGAUGAAAUUCUUGCAUCACUCUGUUAAUAUUUUGGUGAAAAUGGACCCUGCUGAGAGUGAAUUUCAUCCUGAUUUGUUAUUGACUGCAGAUAGUGAAAUAGCCACUGAAUUGUCUUCUGAGAUUGAGAAAUUGGAAAGAGGUAGUGAGUUUAUUUUCACUGCUAUAAUUAAGUCGAUUGGGGAUUACUAAAACAUCAGGCAUUUUCAUCUCCUAAACAUAACUAAAUUAGAAGGUUACAUUGAAAUUCCACCUCAUCUUCAUUAAUAAAGUAGAUAUGGAAAUUCUUAACAAUUUCUUGCUUAAUCAACUGAUUGA